CUCUGCGCUUUAAACCAGCACCGCGCAAUCGGAUGCAAGCGCGCACACAUCAUCUGUGAACUACUGAGGAUCCUUCAGCAGCACAGGGCACUCAAGAAUCAGCCUAAGUGCAAAAAAAAAGUUAUUAAAUGUUGGUAAAAAUGGUGCUUUGGUAAUGUCAACCUAGAAUAUUUUGCAUUGUCCAUUAAUGGCUCUGUGUGUGUAUUAAUAACAUGCAUUUUUAAAAGAAUUUAAAAAAAAAAAAAUGGAGGUAGAACAUUUGAAGAGACUGUUGGAGUGUUUAAAUGGCACUUUUCUGAACGGGAGUCUGGACCUGAGCGACAAUAACGACACGUGCGCAGAAGAGCGCUUUAUUUCCCCAGAGCGACCUGCACGAGCUAAAGAAAUGGACUCCGUGCGGAUUCUGCUGUACUCUCUGAUUUUCCUGCUUAGUGUCUUUGGCAACCUGCUCAUCAUUGUGGUUUUGGUGGUGAAUAAGCGAAUGCGGACGGUUACCAACUCCUUCCUUCUCUCUCUGGCUGUCAGUGAUCUGAUGAUGGCUGUGUUUUGCAUGCCCUUCACCUUCAUCCCAAAUCUGCUGGAGGACUUCAUCUUUGGAGCUGCCAUGUGCAAGACUGUGGCAUAUCUCAUGGGGAUUUCUGUCAGCAUAUCUACCUUCAGUCUUGUGGCCAUAGCAAUCGAGAGAUACAGUGCUAUCUGUAAUCCUCUGAAGUCACGGGCCUGGCAGACGCGCUCCCAUGCAUACAAAGUUAUCUCUAUGACUUGGGCUCUGUCUUUCCUUCUCAUGACCCCAUACCCAGUCUUCUCCUCACUUGUAAGCUACACCAAACCUAACAACAUCACCGGACAUAUGUGCCGCCAUGAUUGGCCCAAAGACCAGGUGAAGCAGGCUUGGUGCAUCCUGUUGCUGAUGAUACUCUUUGUUAUACCUGGAGUGGUGAUGACCAUUGCUUAUGGGCUCAUCUCCCGAGAGCUCUAUUGCGGAAUACAGUUUGAGAUGGCGCAGAAGAAAAGCCAUAGUGGAACGAGGAAUGGUGCAACUGCCACCUUCUCAUCUGGCAUUGAUCAUGGUGAUGGCUGCUACAUUCAGGUAUUGAAGCGCCCUUGCUCCAUGGAGAUGUCCACUCUGACCCUGGCUGCCUCUGCCAAGGUGGACCGUCCUCGCAGCAAUGCCUCUGAGACCAAGCUUAUGGCCAAAAGGCGUGUGAUCCGCAUGCUGAUUGUCAUUGUAACCAUGUUCUUCAUCUGCUGGAUGCCCCUGUACUCUGUUAAUACCUGGAAGGCAUUCCAUCCGCCUUCUGCCCACAGGGUUCUCUCUGGAGCCCCAAUCUCUUUCAUUCACCUCCUGUCCUACACUUCAGCCUGCGUCAAUCCCAUUAUCUACUGCUUCAUGAACAAGCGGUUCCGCAAGGCUCUGAUAACUACUUUCUCCUGCUGCUGCCAAUCAUGCCGGCCACGGCGCUUCAGUGAGGGAGAUGAUGAUGUCACUGCCACUGGGGCAUCUGUUUCGAAGUUUAACUACACCACUAUCAGCACCAUGGGGCCAUGCUAAUUUCCAGCAAAUAAGGGAGGUGGCUUGAUCUUACCUUACUAAGAUAGACGGAGACAGGGAUGGAGAAGGUUCAGUGAAUUGAUCGUUGCCUUGGACUGGUUGAAGACUAAAUGGUAAAUGUCUUGCCUUAAGAAGAAUAAACCUAAGGUUGACUUUGCAGUAUUUGAGAAUGUGCUGCUGUGACAAGUUAAUUGUGUAGUAUUAACAAUAACAUCAGCAUGCUAAUCCAUCACUUAUUGUUGUUUUGCAAUUUUUGAUUGCCUUAACUAUUGGAUAUGUAUAAUAUGCUUGUUGUUACCUGUAUUUUAUUAUACUGUACUUACAGUAACCUAGUGCUGUUUUUAAGGACCUGCUGUAUUGUGUUGUGGAGAUGUUUCGUUACUUUUAGCAGUCGGUGGGAUAAAAAAUUUAUUUUGAUUUAAAACAAAUAUACAGAUGUGUAACAUAGUAAAGUAAAAACGUUCUCUUUGAGUGGAGAAAUAUGAAGUGCGGAAAUGUUUCUAGACCAGCUUACUGCGUGGUAGCACAAUUAUAAACCUGCCAUGUAGUAUGUAGACAAGACAUAUUUAUACUAGUAGACAAGUAUAAAAAUACUGAGCAGGCCCACAUGGAUGUCCUUGAUUUUACAUCAAGAUAGUAAGAGGAAAAGAUCUACAUGACUUUGAAAAUGGGUUCAUUAUUGGGGCUCACAGGGCAGGAGAUUUAGUAACAAAGAUUGUCUUAAUAGCAACACGGACUAAAGUGACAUCUGCAUUUAGAUCUAUGGAACAAAUUCCAAUGUAUAGGUUGGAAAUAAAUAUGAUUAUGAAAUAUUACAGAUACAUACUUGUUAAUUAUGUGACUUUUUGUCAGUUGUACAAUAAUAGAAAAUGAAACAAAAACACCACAGUACAGCUUUAAUUGCAGCUGCAACUAAUUUUGGAAAUAAUAAUACAAUCAUACUAUAUUUUCUUGCUUUUCUUUGAUUGCACUCAUUGGUUGUGGUUUUCCUUCAUGUACACACUCUUACUGCUGGAGAUUCCUCUAUGCUGCCAGUGACCUUGUGCUAUGAAUUUCUCACUUCACAAGUUCUCACUAUAAUUUAUACCAUGGUUUCUAAUAGAAGUAAAAAAAGAAUGGAUCAGAAUCUACCAAAGGAGUGCUGUUUACAGUCACCUCUCUUACUAUCCCACCCUUAAUUUUCCACUCAUCCUCUAGCUUUGUUUAUUUUCCUUCAUUUGAAAUAAUUCGCUAAUCAAUGAGAAUCUGCUGUCUGGGUCUGUUUUAUUCUGAACAGUGGAAUCAACAAAUCCAGAAAAAGUUUCCUAGGCCCCACUCUCUGAUUAUAACUAAUAAAAGUAGCACAGAGCUCUGUUUUUGAAGCUUACUCACCAUCAUCUCAGUCUGGUCUGGAAAAUCAGACCAGCUUAAAACAAAUUUUUCAGAAUAGGAUCAAAAUGUCGACAUUUCCAUUUCGUUCCAAACUGCCUUCAGCUGUAUCAAGGGUAUUCUUUUUUAGACAUGUUUAAAUACUCAGUCACACCUGGAAUGACUUCAUCCGAUGUUUGACAGCAACACUCACCCAAUGCUGAGCAUGAUGUCAUCCUACAAUUUGUAACAGAGCGGUGAGUGAUUGGCAAGUGGUGAUUAAUGUGCUUGUAGCUACAUGUUCAAAUUUUGUUGAAGUUUGAGAGGAUUCAUGCAUGUAUAACAUGUAGAAAUACAAUAUAGUUUUUGUGAUGUUGUGGAAAACUUAAUAAUUAAACUUCACACUGAACCCAGAACCCCAUACAAAACAAAACAACACAUCAUUCUGUUUCAGUUCUUAUGGAAACCACUUCAUUGUCAUUCAAUAGCAUGUCUCCUUUGAGACAUAAAAAUAUAGAUAAAAUUCCAUUUCGAUUUGUUAAUCAAAUGUGACCACAUGCAAAGAGCACAUGCCCUAUAAUUCUUCUAAAUGAUAUAUUUAGAAAUUCAAAUAUUCAAAUGUUUCUGUCUGAAAGACGCUGAAUCUGUAUCACUCUCAUUCACAACUUUUAUUUGUGACUAAACCUAUUACAAUGUUGAUUCAUCACAGUUUUUUGGAACGUCUGGGGAGUGAGACAUUGGUUUAGCAGCUUGUACAAGAACUCAGGAUAAAGGUGUCUUAAGAUGGCCUCUUGCUGUCCAGAGAUUAAGCAAAUACAUAACAAAGCUUGUAAAUAUUGGAAAAAUUGGCAGAAACCUUUCCAGAUACUUCCAGUCAAUUUUAUCUCUGCUUACUCAUUUAUAGACCUCAGUGGCCAAACAUCUGAUCCACUGGCCACAGGAAACCUGAAAGCAUGUUAUCUAACAGGACAAUGUUCAACUGAAAUAUCAGUUUAAUUAAUAAAGAAUAUUUUGAACAUUGCUGCAUUACAACCUCAUACGUUUAUAGGUUUUUGUGUUCAUUUCUCUUGUCAGAGUUUUACCAGGUAAAUAAGAUAAAAACAAAAUAAAAACAACCGAGACCUGUUUAUUAUUAAAAUAGACAUUGAGGUUUUAGACACUGAUGGUUUGGAGGAGGUACAUCAGCUAGUAGAACCAUUUUAGUAGUUCACAUAAAAUAAUCACAAUUAGCUAGUAGUUCUGUAGCAACAAUGAAAAACUCAGCCAUUACUGCUUUGGUAAAAAGAAACAAAAUUGACUAAUAAACCAGUAUUUCUUUGUAGCUAAUAGUAGUAUCUCAAGUAUUAAUAAAGUAUUAGUCUCUGCAUUUUGGCCUGGUCUACAGGACAAUGUUGUACAAUGUUGUAAAAUCAUGUAAUUUUAUUAGAUAUUGUGUUAUUUUGGGUAAAACUGUAUUUUAUUGGUGUUAAUUUUUAACAGAAUAAAAUAUGAUUAAGAUGCAAAAACAAGAUUAAAAUGUUUUAUAGUGUGAUUUAACUUCACCAGGUUAAGCUGACCGUCAUGGACAAUGUAAAAUGUUAAUGAUUGUAUUUGUAAUUGUUUACUAACGCUUUCUCAAAUAUUCGAAUAUAUAUACGAUGUAAGAAGAAAAUGUUUCUCUCUGCAUUCAUGUGUUUAGUUGUGUGAGAGAAGAAACCGCUUUAAUAUGUGUUGUAAAUUUAGAGAUUUAACGACAUUCAUUGGAAUCUUAUAUUAAGAUAAUGUUCUGAUGUAAAAUUCUGCAUCAGAGCAGACACCGAGACACUGAGAGAAUGGGUUAUGAACUAGAAGAUCAGACACUAUGUGUUGUGUGAGCACUGACAAUGAUCAGGAUUGAUGAAAGCUAAUGGCAGACCAAAAAAAAAGGAGAAAUUGUUAGUGCAUGGUGCAGCGUUUGUGUGUGUAAUCUUGGUUGGAGAUGAUUACUUGACUAUUGUCAAUUGUUAUGUGUCUUGAUGUUAUGUUCGUGUAUUCCUGUGUACAUUUUAUUAAAUGAACAAACAAACAAACAAACAAACAAACAAAUAAAUAAAUAAAUAAAUAAAUAAAUAAAUAAAUAAAUAAAUAAAGGCUGUAUUUCCUCA
This is a messenger RNA of Tachysurus vachellii, 5022 nucleotides long. RefSeq names its product cholecystokinin B receptor b (gene cckbrb). Gene Ontology annotation, biological process: neuropeptide signaling pathway. The record is from RefSeq and is a predicted model, not a curated record. The transcript is spliced from 5 exons. Gene Ontology annotation, cellular component: membrane. Lineage: Eukaryota; Metazoa; Chordata; Actinopteri; Siluriformes; Bagridae. Gene Ontology annotation, molecular function: neuropeptide receptor activity; gastrin receptor activity. The coding region runs from base 245 to 1552 and encodes 435 amino acids.